Molecule: messenger RNA, 1901 nt
Organism: Gigantopelta aegis
Lineage: Eukaryota; Metazoa; Mollusca; Gastropoda; Neomphalida; Peltospiridae
Product: DDB1- and CUL4-associated factor 17-like
Exons: 15
Coding region: 132-1730 (532 amino acids)
Biological process (GO): protein ubiquitination
Cellular component (GO): Cul4-RING E3 ubiquitin ligase complex
Source: RefSeq, a predicted model, not a curated record
CGGAAAAUGCAAAAGAAAAUGUUAGGCAAAAUGAAAACAAACUCAGUAUAAAGCCUGACAAUCAAUAAUACAAAGAAAUACUUUGUAUGCUACAUGCCACCAUGUUUAGAUAACGAUCGGUCGUAUGCGCAAUGCCUCGCACGUUAGAUUAUUUAACGAAUAUUAACGCAACCGGAAAUGUGUUUUUUGUUCUUCGGUCCCGAGAAUAUGCGCUCCAUGGUCAUCAACAUAAGAAUUUUGGCGCUUUGAGAACGCUAAUAUGUCGUGGAAACACGACAUAUAAGAAGGUAUGGGAGAAGAAGUCAGGAAAACAUAUAUCAAGUGAAAGAAAGUACCUAUAUUUUGAGAACUAUGCAGAAUGUUAUGGAGGCAGCACCAAGUCUCUAGUUCCCAGGCUACUUUACAAACUGCCUCCAGCACCUAAGAUUGAAGAUGCCUUACUUUGCUCUAAUUCAGGUUGCCUUCCACCACGGACUGAUGCUGGGAAGGACAGUGUGAUGACCAUCUCCAAGAACCAGUACCUCGUGCAGUACCAUCUUAGAACGGGACGCGAGAUUCAGCGUAUAUUUGUCAAUUCAUUGACCCUGUUUAAACUCAGGGAUAUUUCUUGGAAUAACAGUGGCAGAAGCAUUGUUUUAAAAGCCACCCCAACCAACCUGCAUCAUGAGCGUACAACCAGAGCAAGAGUUACCUCAUUGUUCAUCUUGUUUGAUGUCUUUCCAUUGGAGUUUGUUGGUCAGAUGGAAAUAGACAGAACGAUAUUUGGGUUUGACCAAACAGCAGCCAUGGUUACCACUGACAUGCUCAUUGUGAUGUAUCAGUCGGGCUACAUAAAAAUAUACAGCAUCCCAUACAUCAUCGACAAGUACAGAAUGUAUAGUGCCAAGUUGAACGAGAUUGUCCCAAAUACGCAGUCUGUUUGCGGCCAGUGUCCUGACGGUAUACCCAUCAACAUAAAACUGACAGAAUGUCCGCCCGUCCUGUUGUCUGUCCGUGCUGCUGACCAAGACUUGCAGAUCGGUGGUUUCCCCUGGCACUAUCUGAUGACCCCAUACGGGCACUUCAGUGAAUACAGCCUGUACUCGGUCGCCACGCACAAACUGGCCGACAAUGGAACGUUAGUGAGACCGGAAGGGAUCUAUCUUCCCGACCAUGCUAUCUUCCACGGAGAUGAAUCUGGGAGAAUCAUUUAUGCUGGAUCGGAAGAGGUCAGCGUGUUCAAAAUCUCCAGUGAAGAUGGGUCUGAAAGCCGCAUAGAGAUGCUCUUUACCAUCAACGUCAAUACCAGCAUUCCUGACAAAAAAUCUGUGAUAAUAACAUCCUCGGGACGAACCAGUGACCGACAAAGAACAUACGAUGAUGAAUUUUCCAACUUCACACAGUCGGAAAUUCACGGGGUGGAAUACGAAGAUGAACUGGACAUUCUUAGUGUAGCGUACGUCACAGAAACAUCUGAAGAUACUCACCUGUCAACUCUCGGCUUGUACGACAAUCUGACUGGACAGAAACUACGAGAUGUCACACUGGAAAUGCCAUACCCAGAAUACAACGAACACAAAGUCGUCCUUGACUUGGACACGAUCACUGAAACCAUCAAAAGUGUUUCCGGCAACUUCACGUGCAUUAUUUACAAACUCGUCUGCCUGGUGCAAGAUGAAGAAGAGACGGUGAAAAGACAAAGAAAAAGUGAAACACGGAAACGAAGUCACAGAACCAGAUUAACAUAUUAACAAAUUAAUCAUAGGACAUCCACUCAAGAGAGGGGCAGGAUGUUGCUCAGUGGAACAGCACUUGCUUGAUGCCCGAUCGACCUAGGAUCGAUUCCCAUUGGUGGGCUCAUUGGGCUAUUUCUCGUUCCAGCCAGUGCUCCACAACUGAUGUAACAAAAAAAAAGAAAUGUU